This is a messenger RNA of Stomoxys calcitrans (stable fly), 2160 nucleotides long. RefSeq names its product synaptic vesicle glycoprotein 2C. NCBI's taxonomy places the organism in Eukaryota, Metazoa, Arthropoda, Insecta, Diptera, Muscidae. Gene Ontology annotation, molecular function: transmembrane transporter activity. The transcript has 10 exons. The record is from RefSeq and is a predicted model, not a curated record. Gene Ontology annotation, biological process: transmembrane transport. The coding region runs from base 411 to 2066 and encodes 551 amino acids.
CCAGACGUGACAUUCAAACCGAUUGAAGGCAACAGAAAAACGGAAGAUUUCAAACUAAAGGAAAUAUAACGCAAAAAGUUCUACCCUACCUUCUCGGAAAAGUGCAUGUCUAGCUUUUUAAUUAAAAUAAGAAAGGAAUUAAUUGAAAUCCCAUAGAAAAAAAUACAGUGUUGUGUGUAAAUAUUGCCCUCAAUGUGAUAUCAAUUAAUAGACGUAAAUUGAAAACAAAAUAAUUUGCUGAAGAAAAUUUCAAUCUUGCUGAUGCAGUUUCUGCAUGCAAAUCCCAAAUCAAACGGACUUGAAAAAUUUGAAGUUAUUUUUAAAAAAAAAGUCAUACAAUUUGAAAAAAUUCGCUUUAAUAAGAAAACUGCCUAAGAUUUGAAAAUCCGUCUCAAAUAAUCAUCCGCAUCAUGGCAGUGACGAGCGUCAACAACGAUGACGAGGCAUCAUCCCCAAGAAAUGACAAUAAAACUAAAGAACUUAAUGAACCCGCAGAUUUUGAAAAGGCUAUCGAUGCUGCUGGAUUUGGAUUAUUCAAUGUUUUAUUAAUUUUUAUAGCCAUACCCGCUACUCUGGCAAAUGUCUUCUCCACCACAACGAUGGCUUAUAUAUUACCCAUAGCAGAAUGUGAUCUUAAGCUGACACUCUUUAACAAGGGAAUGUUAAAUGCAGCCACCUAUGCGGGUAUGAUAUCUUCGGCCAUUAUAUGGGGUUAUUUGGCCGAUACACAAGGGAGAAAAAAGAUUUUAGUCAUAGGAUAUAUAGCGGAUGCAAUCUGUGUUUUCUGCAGUUCCCUAAGUCAAAAUUUUGCAAUGCUGGUGACAUUUAAAUUCAUUGGAGGAUUAAUAGUCAAUGGUCCUGGAGCUGUUUUGUUUACCUAUCUAACGGAACUCCAUGGUGCCAAACAUCGUCCAAGGGUUUUAAUGAUUCUAGGAAUGAUCACUUCAUUUGGAACCCUACUUUUACCCAUAUUGGCAUGGCUGAUUUUACCACAGGAUUGGGAGUUUGCACUGCAGGACUUUAAUGUUCAUACUUGGCAAAUGUUUUUGUUAAUUUGCGGAUUGCCCAGCUUGAUAUGUGGCCUGGCCCUCAUUGCUCUACCGGAAAGCCCAAAGUUUCUUAUGUCCCAGGGCCGUAAUAUGGAAGCUUUAAAAGCAUUUCAAAAAAUCUACUUUUUCAAUACUCGCCAACCUAAAAAUACAUAUCCAAUACAACAUUUAAUCGAAGAAGUUCCCACACGAGAUACUAAUGCCAAUGAAGUCAUCUUUAACAUUGAAAACAAAUUACAAGGAAUUGAGGAAAAUGUACCGGUCAAGUCAAAACGACAACAUCGAACUUUGGUACAGAGUUUGCGCGAAGGAUGGCAACAAACCAAACCCAUGUUUCGCAAACCACUGCUUGCAAGGUCCUUGCAUGUUUAUUUAAUGCAAUUUUGCAUACUCUUGGGUUUAAAUACGAUACGAUUAUGGUUGCCACAGCUAUUCGCUUCUAUUGCUGAAUUCGAGCAUGAAUUUGCGGGUACCGACGAAUCAUCCAAUCUAUGUGCAAUUUUGGAUUACAGUGUAAAUAAGACGGCCACAGCCAUAGCCAGCAAUACUGGUGACUGUACAGCGAAUCGAAAUAUAUCAGUUGAUAUGUAUUUGAAUAACAUCAUUGUAGCCACUUCCAGUUUGGUUGGUUACUGCUUUGCAGGUUUAAUUAUACGAGCAUUGGGCAAUAAUCGUCUAUUAACAUAUGGUCUGUUAUUGUCCGGAUGUUUGGGUUUUGGCUUAUAUUGGGCAACCAGUGGCCUUGAAACCUUAAUAAUAUCCUCCUUAUUCAUAACCGUGUGUAGCAUAUCAACUUCAUCACUAUUGGGCAUGGUUGUUGGCUUAUUCCCCACCACCAUGAGAACUAUGAUUGUUGCCAUUGCCAUGAUGUUGGGUCGCCUUGGUGCUUUAUCGGGAAAUUUAAUGUUCCCCAUUUUAGUGGAAGUAGGUUGUGUGCCACCAUUUGUUAUGGUCGGUGCAGUUUUGAUCUUUGCCAGUGCCUUAUCCUGUAUUUUACCCAAAAAGACCGAUUUUUAGUUAAUUCGUAGAACCUGAAUAUUAAAAUGUACAGUAUAUUUAUAAGUACUUAGCAGCUUUAUACAUUAGUAGAUCAAAUUAAUAUUUAUAGAUU